CCCCCACAGCCUACAAGCACCAUGAAUCCCUCCCCAGGACCCUCUGCCCUGUCUCCAGGAUCAUCACGUUUAUCCAAUUCUCACACACCUGUGAGACCCCGUACCUCUAGUACUGGCAGUCGAGGGAGCUGUGGGUCAUCAGGAAGAACUGCUGAGAAGACAAGUCUUAGUUUCAAGUCUGAUCAAGUGAAGGUCAAGCAAGAACCUGGGACCGAAGAUGAAAUAUGUAGUUUUUCAGGAGCUGUGAAACAAGAAAAGACAGAGGAUGGCAGGAGGAGUGCCUGCAGGUUGAGCAGUCCUGAGAGUAGCUUGACACCACCUCUCUCAACCAACCUGCAUCUAGAGAGUGAACUGGAUGCAUUAGCAAGCCCGGAAAACCAUGUGAAAACUGAACCUGCAGAUACAAAUGAAAGCUGCAAACAGUCAGGGCUCAGCAGCCUUGUUAAUGGAAAGUCCCCGAUUCGAAGCCUUGUACACAGGCUGUCAAGGAUUGGAGGAGAUGGCAACAGCAAAGAUGAUGACCCAAAUGAAGACUGGUGUGCUGUCUGCCAAAAUGGAGGGGAUCUCUUGUGCUGUGAAAAAUGUCCAAAGGUCUUUCAUCUAACUUGUCAUGUUCCAACACUUCUUAGCUUCCCAAGUGGGGACUGGAUAUGCACAUUUUGCAGAGAUAUUGGGAAACCAGAAGUUGAAUAUGAUUGUGAUAAUUUGCGACAUAGUAAGAAGGGGAAAACUGCACAAGGGUUAAGCCCCGUGGACCAAAGGAAAUGUGAACAUCUUCUGCUUUACCUCUAUUGCCAUGAAUUGAGUAUUGAAUUCCAGGAGCCAGUUCCUGCUUCGAUACCAAACUACUAUAAAAUUAUAAAGAAACCAAUGGAUUUAUCCACCGUGAAAAAGAAGCUUCAGAAAAAACAUUCCCGACACUACCAAAUCCCAGAUGACUUUGUGGCUGAUGUCCGUUUGAUCUUCAAGAACUGUGAAAGGUUUAAUGAACUCUGGUAUCCUUUUCAGAUGAUGAAAGUUGUUCAAGUUUAUGCAGAAACCGAGAUUAAUUUGAAGGCUGAUUCAGAAGUAGCUCAGGCAGGGAAAGCAGUUGCAUUGUACUUUGAAGAUAAACUCACAGAGAUCUACUCAGACAGGACCUUUGCACCUUUGCCAGAGUUUGAGCAGGAAGAGGAUGAUGGUGAGGUAACUGAGGACUCUGAUGAAGACUUUAUACAGCCCCGCAGGAAACGCCUAAAGUCAGAUGAGAGACCAGUACAUAUAAAGUAAAAUGACAUGAACUUAAAUAAGUGUUUAAAAAAAAAAAAA
Messenger RNA from Ailuropoda melanoleuca (giant panda), 1308 nucleotides. Its product is annotated as E3 ubiquitin-protein ligase TRIM33-like. Lineage: Eukaryota; Metazoa; Chordata; Mammalia; Carnivora; Ursidae. Gene Ontology annotation, molecular function: protein binding. Gene Ontology annotation, cellular component: chromatin. The record is from RefSeq and is a predicted model, not a curated record.